Prunus persica (peach) is the source of this 2013-nucleotide messenger RNA. Its product is annotated as receptor-like protein 2. The record is from RefSeq and is a predicted model, not a curated record. The transcript has a single exon. Lineage: Eukaryota; Viridiplantae; Streptophyta; Magnoliopsida; Rosales; Rosaceae. The coding region runs from base 16 to 2013 and encodes 665 amino acids. Gene Ontology annotation, molecular function: protein binding.
GGGCUCAAAGGAGGUAUGUUUCCCCCACUUGGAAAUCUCACACAUCUCACCCACUUGAAUCUCUCAAACAAUUCACUUUACGGAUCACUUCAAACUGAAUUCUUCUCAUCCCUGAAACAUCUUGAGAUCCUUGAUUUGAGUUAUAACCUUCUUUCUAGAGAACUACCACUUUAUCUACCAUCCAGCAGUAUCAAGAAACUGGAUUUGUCAAGCAAUCAGUUUCAGGGUGCAAUUCCAUCUUCUUUCUUCCAACAAACUAGGAAUUUGAUUAGUUUUAAUGUCAGCAACAAUAUUUUGUCAGGGCCCUUCCCAUCCUCUAUUUGUCUCAAACAUUCUUCGCGCUUGACUAGGGUUUUGAAUUUUUCUUCCAAUAAAUUUAAUGGCAGCAUUUCACAAGGACUAGGGGAGUGUUCUGAACUAAGGGUUUUUCGUGCCAGUCAUAAUAACCUCUCAGGGUUUCUUCCAGAAGAUAUCUAUAAUGCUACCAAACUAGAAGAACUAGCAUUAGCUCUCAAUUCACUCUAUGGAGCCAUUAGUGAUAGAAUUGUCAACCUCACAAACCUUGCAAUCCUUGACCUCUAUUAUAAUCAAUUGAGUGGUGUCCUCCCUCUCAAUUUUGGGAAGCUGUCCAAGUUGAAACUACUGAACCUUGAUUUCAACCAUUUAGAAGGUGCCUUGCCCCCAUCUUUGAUGAAUUGCACAAACCUUAUUGAAAUACAUCUAGCAUCCAACAACUUGGAAGGAGAUAUCUCCACACUUAAUUUCUCCAAACUUAGUCAACUUAGUAAAAUUGAUAUAUUUAUUAACGAAUUCAUUGGUAUCUUGCCAAUAAGCCUUUACUCGUGUCGGUCUUUAAAAGCCAUUCGAUUGUCUGGAAAUUAUAUAGAGGGACAAAUACAGGCUGAGAUUCUUUCAUUGAAAUCCUUGUCUUUCCUCUCUCUUGGUUUUGACCGAUUAACCAAUGUCACAGAAGCAAUGAAGAUACUAAUGAGUUGCAAAAGUCUCCAUGUACUCUUCCUUACGAAUUCCUUUGAAGGUGAGGUAAUGCCAGGUUAUGAUGACAUGGUUGAUUUUGAUGGGUUCCAAAAUCUUCGGUACUUGAGUUUGGCCAAUUGUCAGCUCACUGGUCAAAUACCUGUAUGGUUAUCAAAGCUCAAGAAUCUAGAGAUCUUGCAUCUGGAGAAUAAUCAAAUCACAGGGCCAAUUCCAAGUUGGUUGGGGACUCUUCCUAGACUUUUUUCUCUAAACUUGGCAGGUAACCGAAUUUCAGGUGAAUUUCCAAAGGAACUUUGUGGACUACCAAGAUUGCUUUAUGAACCUUUUGAAGAAGACACUUACGAACUUGAAUUGCCUCCCCUCGGCCACAAACCCGCAAAUCCAACUUUUCUACCGCGCAGAUUGUCUUUCAAUCCAGCAAUGAUAGACCUAUCUCGCAAUAACAUAGAUGGUGAUAUACCUAAUGAGACCAGCCAAUUGCACCUUCUCUGCUUGUUGCUUCUUCACUCUAACAGCUUCUCCAGCGUCAUUCCAAACCAAAUAUCUAACCUUAAAAAUUUAGAGGAGUUAACCCUCUCCAUGAAUCAUUUGUCUGGGAAAAUUCCAUGGUCAUUAACAGCCCUUAAUUUCUUGAAAAAAUUUGAUGUCUCAUACAAUAAUCUCGAAGGACCAAUGCCAACAAGCACUCAGAUCCAAAGCUUCGAUGCUUCUGCAUUUGAGGGGAACCCAAAGCUUUGUGGUGCCCCAAGUCUAAAUAAGUGCGAAACAAAUAACACCAUUGAUGCAGAUGGUAAGAACAAACAUGCGGGCUAUGGGCAUCCACAUCAACUUCCAUGGUUUUAUAUUUCUUCUGUUGUGCUAGGGUUCAUAGUGGGAUUUUGGGGAGUCUGUGGUUCUUUAAUUAUUAAGAAGAGAUGGAGGUAUGCAUAUUUUGGAUUCAUAGACAAUGUACAAGAUAGGCUCUAUGUGAUGAUGACAGUGAGCAUGAACAGGAUAAAGAGAAGGCUUCGAGCCUAG